AUGCCGGACGUCAGUGUUGCGAAAUUAAUGGAGUUCGUCGACGGCGCGCAGUUCGACGACUCCGAAUGGCGGCAAAAAAUUCGAGAUUUUGUGGUUUCCCAACAGGCUUCUAGUGUAAAAACGACGAGAACGCCACUAUUUUCAGUGGGAGAAGACGAUUUAUCCGAUGAGGAUAAUUCAGCGUCAAAUCGCGUUGUUGAGACGAAAGACGUCGGAAUUCAAUGCGCUGUCGAUGAAGACGUCGAGAUUUCGAGCGGGAAUCGAUGUUUCGACAAGAUAAAAGAGGAUUGGAAGAAUAAGAAGCGUGUGACUCCAGGCGAGGCGCUUCGACUACUAAAACAGAACGAAAUCAAGCAUCGCGAGCUGGAAUAUAAUCUACAGGGUGUCGAUGCGAUAGCAGUGAGAAGGGCGUUCCUCAAAAUUGCGUUGCCUCAAUUGCCGUUCAAAAAUUAUGAUUAUCAGCUAGUCACAAAUUGCUGCUGUGAGAAUGUUAUUGGCUAUAUACCGGUACCUGUUGGCCUCGCGGGACCACUACACCUUAAUGACAAGAAUGAUAUUUACGUUCCGAUGGCGACAACCGAAGGAGCAUUGAUAGCAUCGACGAAUCGAGGAAUGUCGGCGAUUCGGCUAGCCGGCGGCGUUCAAGCGACAGUUUUCGCGCACGGAAUGUCGCGAGCACCAGUCGUGAAGCUCAAAACGGCUGUCGAAGCAGUAAAAUUCAAACGUUGGGUCGAAGAGCACAUGGAGAAGGUUCGUUGCGAAUUUGAGAGCACCAGUCGAUACGCGCGCCUCACUUCUGUCGACAUCACCGUUGAUGGCAAUUUGGUGUUUUUGCGGUUCGUCGCUGGCACUGGCGACGCGAUGGGCAUGAAUAUGAUAUCAAAAGGAUGCCAUCAGGCGAUGAACUACAUUGCUCGCAAAUAUCCGAACAUGGAAGUCGUCUCAUUGAGCGGAAAUUAUUGUGUCGACAAGAAGGCGGCGGCGAUCAAUUGGACGCAGGGUCGCGGUCGGUCGGUUGUCGCCGAUUGCGUUAUUCCGAAUCGUGUCGUCGCGAAAAUUUUGAAGACGACGCCGGCGAGUAUUGCGGCUGCGGCGACGGCGAAACUUCAAGUCGGCUCGUCGCGAGCCGGCAGCAUCGGCGGCUCGAACGCGCACGCCGCCAACAUUGUGGCGGCGAUAUUCAUCGCGACCGGUCAAGACGCGGCGCAAGUCGUUUCGUCGUCGAUGUGCUCGACGCGAAUGGAGGUCGACGACAACGGCGAUUUGUACGUCUCGUGCACACUACCGUGUGUCGAGGUCGGCACGGUUGGCGGCGGAACGGUGCUCGGACCGCAAGGCGAAUGCCUCAAACUUCUGAAUUGCCUUGGCUCGUCGCCAAUCUACGGCCGCAACGGCGACACGCUAGCCGAAGUGAUCGCCGGAACCGUGUUGGCCGCCGAAAUCUCGCUGAUGGCGGCGCUAGUCACCGAUGAUCUCGUCUCGAGUCAUAUGAAGCUCAACAGGUCGAAAAUCCAAUUAUACGACAACGCGAAUGAGAGAUCGAAGCUCGACGAGGAUAUUGAGAAGGCGGAACACUUGAAAAUCGGCAAGGGCAACAUAAAGCUGAAGCGAAUGCCGCAGGAGAUGGUCCAGUGCUCGAACAUCCUCUAA
This is a messenger RNA of Caenorhabditis bovis, 1650 nucleotides long. The record is from the annotation of a GenBank genome assembly. NCBI's taxonomy places the organism in Eukaryota, Metazoa, Nematoda, Chromadorea, Rhabditida, Rhabditidae.